UUUUGAAUGUCAAUGUAAUGAAAUGAUUAAAAUAACCGUUUGUCGUUGAAAGUUAGCGAUUAAAGGGUCACUCAUACAAAUACUAACAAUAUAUGUGCGGCAAGUCAAACUUUGAACUAUGUCGUUUGUUACUUUUGUGAAACGGCAGGUAGACUCCAGCAGUUAUUUUUAUUGUUGCCAUAUCGAAGAAGUAGUUGCACACAGCAGUAAGCUAAAUUAACGCUAGCAAAAACAGUAAGCUUGUAGCCAUAUCUAGUGAGUUGCAAAGUUAAAAGUUUUAAAUCCAAGUAUAAAGGAAUCUUGUAUGAAGCAACCGCUUGUGUACUGCCCUAACAGAUAAUUUAGCGGUGCUAACAGUUAAGAAGCUCAGUUUGUAACGUUCACCUCCUGCCGUCGACAUGAACUCGUAUCACGUUUUGGAGCUGGUGGGAGAGGGCUCGUUUGGUCGAGUUUACAAGGGGAGGAAAAGAUUUACUGGCCAGGUGGUGGCUCUGAAGUUCAUGCCAAAGGUGGGUCGUUCUGAAAAGGAGCUACGAAGUCUCAAGAGGGAGAUUGAGAUUAUGAGAGGUCUCCAACAUCCAAACAUUGUCCAGCUCUUUGACAGCUUUGAGACUGAAACUGAGGUUGUGGUUGUAACUGAAUAUGCAGAGGGCCAGUUGUUCCAGAUUCUUGAGGAUGAUGGGAAUUUACCAGAAAGCCAGGUCCGCGAGAUUGCCUGCCAGCUGGUCUCAGCUCUGUAUUAUUUACACUCCCAUCGCAUUCUUCAUCGUGACAUGAAACCACAAAAUAUACUCUUGGGGAAAAGUGGGGUGGUUAAACUGUGUGACUUUGGGUUUGCCAGGGCCAUGAGCGUCUCCACCUUGGUGCUGACUUCUAUCAAGGGAACACCACUGUACAUGUCUCCUGAGUUGGUGGAGGAAAAGCCAUAUGACCACACUGCUGAUCUCUGGUCUUUAGGCUGCAUCCUGUAUGAGCUCCACACGGGGGCGCCUCCGUUUUACACUAACUCCAUCUUCCACCUGGUUCAACUCAUUGUCAGAGACCAAGUAAAAUGGCCAGACACAAUGAGCGACACUUGCACGAGUUUCCUGAAAGGUUUGUUGACCAAAGACCCUCAGAAGCGGUUGUCAUGGCCAGAACUCCUGCACCAUCCUUUUGUUGCUGAUGGUGUUCUAGUGCUGUCAGACACAAAUGUUUUCAGCCCUCUGACAGUCACACCCAGCCCAGACAUGCUGGUGCUGAAACUUCAGCAAGUGGCAGCGAAGACGGUACCAAAUUCUGGAGAGAGUAGAUUACUGCGAAAGGCCAGGGAACAGAGGGACAACAGCAGCAGAGGGAAACCAAAAAAAAAGGAUGGAGUGGGAAAUGAUAGGGCCAACUUUGCAGCAACACCCCCCAGAGCCAAGCCCCAAUCCAGCGAUGGCUCUGUUACCUCGGGUCACUCAGUCAUGGCAGCUGCCAGUCAAAUCCUCAGCCCAAAGAUUCAAGCCUGCGUGAGGUCAAAACACAGGGGUCAGAUCAGCAAAGACUAUGAACAGGAAUUCCCCUCUGUCGAGGUUGGCGCGCAACUGGUGUGGAGAUGCAAUGAAGACAGACAGACCACACUGCACAGGCAGUAUGUUGACAGUGAGGAGUACUGGGAGAAACUGGCCCUCGAAUCAGAUCCAAGCAAGCAGCAGAAAGAACUAUUAAACUACAGUGCCAUUAUACCUCAACUUAAAUCCAAGAUUCUGUCUUUUAAAGCUCAGCUAACAGGUGGCGCUGUUAAAGAGGCAUGGCAGAUUCAGCAACCACUGAAGGUCUUAUGCAACCUGAUUCUCACCUCUGACCUUGAGAAGUCGUACCGCAUCGGCCGUGAAGUUGGACUACCCCAUGUCCUCUUUGACCUGGUCAAUGAUACUGUAGAAAACUCAAAUUUCAUCAAGCAACCAGCGCUUAAAGAAAUUAUAGUAUUGCUCUUGAUCUACUGCAAUAAACAUCAUGACUGGAUGGAAGAAGACCAUAGACUGGAAGAGUUCACCAAGCCCUUCAUCACAAUUCUUAGUCGACCAGACCUCAUUCUUUGGGCCCCUUUGGCUGCCUCUGCUUUGUCUCUGUUAGCACAACACGAUGUCGAUGUCGAAGUUGAUAUGAACAAUCUAACCUUCUUGCUGAAAAAUCUGCUUUUGGACUCACAUGAGCCCCAACUUUCUCUUCCUUCCGGCUUGGGACUCUGUGAUGGCCUACUGUAUUUACUUCUACACAUGCUCUCUGAGCAUGAAAAUGGCUCUUCAUGUUUAGAUCCAGUUAUGUUUCUGGAUUUGUGGAAACAAAUUGGAACUUCACUAGCAAAGACAUCAGCAGACACCAACCUCUGUUCGGCAAAUGGGCUGUAUUCCUUCCUGUCUGCUGCGCUGUUUGUCUUCACCAAGGAUCCAUACUCAUGCAUUCCUCUGUUUUCUGAGAGUGAAUCGAAAUGUGUACACACCCUGAGCCGGCUGCUGGGCACUGACUGUCUUCAUUUGUUUGUUGAAGGCAGUCCUGGGGGAAUUGAGGUGAAUAUGAGCCAUGACAGCCUGUCCGUGUUGAGCUGCAAACUGCUGUGCUUUCCAUUUGCCCUGGACCUGCCUUUACACACCAUGUCAACGAUUCUUCAUUUGUAUGACAGUUGUGGUAUUGUCAAAAGCCUCCUGCAGGUAAUUCAAACUCUCCCUCUUCCAUUUCUGGAGCUGCCUCUCUCCCUGCUGAGCCGUUUGCUCCUGUGUGACCCCGAGCACUCUGUUUCCGGCCUCAGAAAAGCUGCUUGUGGUUUUUUCGCUCCACCCAGGGACAGCCAGCUCACUGCCUCCAAAAACCAGACUCUGCUAACCAGAACUGCCAGCUCUCUGCUCUUUGACUUGCUGCAGCUGGAUGUGCUGUGGGACUCUGCCGUGGAGUUCCUUACUCUGUUGUCCCAAGUAGCCCAUUGUUCCGCUCGGCCUGCCUGCCUUCAGCUUCACCUGGAAGCCUCAGUGCUGCACCAGGCACUGGCUCACUCUAAAGACCAGAUCAGGGCAACUACAUGCAGACUUUUGGGAAAUCUGGAUCCAUUCAGGUCUCCCAAGCUGCAGCCUGACAUUUUCAAAAGCAUGAUAGGCUGUCUUCAUGAUUCCUGCCUGCCUGUCCGGCGAAUGGCUUGCAGGGCAGUUGGGAACUGGUUGGGAUAUAUCGCAGCAGGGGGAGGGUUUAAAAUGGGCAAGUCCAACGGAAAGGGCAGUGACACUACAGAGUGGGGCAAGGAGAAGGAACAAAACAAACACAAGUGUUCACACAGUGAGACAACAGGAGAUUUGGCUACUGUGGUAGAACGGGGAAUGGACGAUGAGGAGGGGAGCAGGUGGAUGGAGGAAGCCAGGAAGACAGCAGCCAUGCUGGCGUCUCUGACCACUGACCCCGAUGCCCUCACACGUCGUCACUGUUGUGCAGCCCUGGGAAACCUGGUAAAUGUCGAUGGCGCUGUAUCCUUGUUGUUGCAGGAGGACGUGUCCAUCUUACUUCUGAGAGCUGCAUGCAUGGAUUCCCAUAAUACAGUGAGACAAGCCGCCAUAGCAACCCUGUGCCUGUACAGCGAGCAGGACGCAAUACGUCAGGUCCUGAUAGGCCUCAAUGCCAGUAAGAAGCUUCUUCAGGCUUCACAACAUGCACCUCCACAAUGUGACUAUCAUCAGCUCAUUGGACGGCUGUAAGUGAGUCCAGUUCAUGAUGAAAUACUCCCUCCUUACCACACAGUACUACUUCCUCCUGCCUUGAGGAAUGUGAUAGAGGAGGACAGAUCAUUUUCUUUAAAACGAUGAAUUUAACCCAAUACAUAGAAUUAUAAU
This is a messenger RNA of Xiphias gladius (swordfish), 3839 nucleotides long. It is a transcript of the gene stk36, whose product is annotated as serine/threonine kinase 36 (fused homolog, Drosophila). Gene Ontology annotation, cellular component: cytoplasm. Gene Ontology annotation, molecular function: protein kinase activity; ATP binding. The record is from RefSeq and is a predicted model, not a curated record. The coding region runs from base 399 to 3704 and encodes 1101 amino acids. NCBI's taxonomy places the organism in Eukaryota, Metazoa, Chordata, Actinopteri, Istiophoriformes, Xiphiidae. The transcript has 20 exons. Gene Ontology annotation, biological process: protein phosphorylation.